Glossina fuscipes is the source of this 1297-nucleotide messenger RNA. RefSeq names its product probable serine hydrolase. The coding region runs from base 164 to 1201 and encodes 345 amino acids. The record is from RefSeq and is a predicted model, not a curated record. NCBI's taxonomy places the organism in Eukaryota, Metazoa, Arthropoda, Insecta, Diptera, Glossinidae. The transcript has 4 exons.
AAAAAAAUUGCACAAAAGUUAAUUUCAUUCACACAAAUACAACUUUCCACUAUUUAAGCCUAAAACUAAGUGGUGAAUCCGCUCAGUUUUUCCAUCUCCUAAUAAUAAAUAUCCUAUAUCGUUACACUGCGCCCGGUAGCAGCGUAAUAAAAAAUUAGAAGAAAUGGAAGAAAAAACCGCUAAUAUUGAAAAUAAAUGCGGGGAGAGCUCAGACCGGGACAACAGUUUUGUCAGUAUUAGUAAUAGUAAUAAUGUGAAUAAUUCUAUCGGAAGUCGUUCUCUAAAUGGUUUAAUACGUAACGAACAGUCUUGGGAAGAAGUGACCAUUGUAGUGCCAUGGGGCACUAUCCAAGGCAAAUGGUGGGGUAGUCGCAAUAAGCAACCGAUAUUGGCUUUACACGGUUGGCAGGAUAAUUGUGGCACUUUUGAUCGUUUAUGUCCAUUGAUGCCCGCAGAAUUGCCCGUACUUUGUAUUGAUUUGCCAGGUCACGGAAAAUCUUCGCAUUAUCCAAAAGGUAUGCAAUAUUUUCUCUUCUGGGAUGGCAUCUGCUUGAUCAGGCGCAUAGUGCGUAAAUUCAAUUGGAAAAAUAUUACCUUGAUGGGUCAUUCACUCGGCGGUGCUUUAUCGUUCAUGUAUGCAGCCAGCUUUCCUAAUGAUGUAGAUAAAUUCAUUAGUAUUGACAUUGCUGGCCCUACAGUCCGUUCCACUGAACGUCUUGUGAACAAUACUGGCCCGGCAAUCGACAAGUUUUUAGACUAUGAAGAUUUGGCGUUGUCAAAAGUGCCGUGUUACUCAUAUCAAGAAAUGGUAAAACUUGUCGUGGAAGCGUACGAUGGUUCUGUGGAUGAACAGUGCGUGCAAAUUUUACUAAAACGUGGUAUGGAAACGGCACCGCAAUUACUUGAUAGAAAUGGUUAUCAUUUUGUUCGGGACGUCCGCUUGAAAGUGUCGUCAUUGGCAAUGUUUACUGCUGAUCAGGUUAUAGCUUACGCUAAAAAGAUUCGUUGUAAAGUUUUAAAUAUACGAGCGGAACCGGGGAUGAAUUUUGAGCAUCCGCAAGUGUACGAAGAGGUCGUCGAAACACUUAAACAAAACGCUAAACUUGUGAUAUACACCAAAGUACCUGGAACACAUCAUGUGCACCUAGUUAACCCGGAACGUGUGGCGCCACAAAUCAAUAAAUUUUUGCUGGACCCAUAAAUAUACGGGGAUAGUAUAUUUUAAGGCCUUGACUUAAUUUAUUUCAUCCUUAUUAGGGAUUCUGGGCUAAUAAAUAAAUAGUGAUGGUUACGCAAA